AUCGUAGAAUAAAUUAAACUGAAGAUGGAGAAGUAGUUUCGAUUUAUCGAGAACUAUACAAUAUCACCAGCAGCCAUAUUAAUUGCCAUUGCGCUUAUUAAGAAACUUUAUUGUGAUCAAAAAGUCUGAAUUUAUACAAUUUUCUUUUUCGUUGAGAAAUAUAAAUAUUCUAUAGGACACAAACAUGUCAAAUGAUGUGAACACCCAAGCUGAUAAGCCCAAUGAGGACGAAAAUAUCGAUAAAGCAGAAGAAGAAGAAGGCACUUCGUCUAUUGAUCUGCAUGCGCAGGAAAGUGGAAUUAUAUACGGAGGUUGUGAAGGACCAAAUGCAAUGUAUGUAAAACUUGUUAGCAGUGAUGGACAUGAAUUUAUUGUUAAACGUGAACAUGCUUUAACUAGUGGAACAAUAAAAGCAAUGUUAAGUGGUCCUGGACAGUUUGCAGAAAAUGAAGCUAAUGAAGUUAAUUUUCGAGAAAUUCCAUCUCAUGUAUUACAAAAGGUUUGCAUGUAUUUUACCUACAAAGUACGCUAUACAAAUAGCAGCACAGAAAUACCAGAAUUUCCUAUAGCACCAGAAAUUGCAUUAGAAUUAUUGAUGGCUGGAAAUUUUUUAGAUUGUUAAAUGUCACGAAUGAUACUAAUAAGCAAUCAGUUUUGAGCAGUCAGUAUAAUAAAAUUAUUUAUCAUAAUUUUAACAUCAAAAAUUCAAUUAUAUUGUGACAUAUAUCAAAAAAUAAUUCAUAAUUCGCAUUUUGUAUUUUGCAAUAUAGUUUAAUAUUAUUUUAACAAUAAAUUAUCUAAAUUGUUUAAAUGAUUUUAUUUAUAAAUAUAAAAAUAUAUAUCUGAUAAAUGCUUAAAAUAUAUAUAUAAUAAUAGAGAAAUUUCAAUUAAUCAAUGUGAUCUAAAUUUAUUGCAUGUGCUACUUGAUUAACUAUAUCCAAUAAUAUAACAAAUUAUUAUAUUUAAACAAAAUUUAUAUUAGAAGAUAUACUGAUGUAAUAUGAAUUGUAUAUUCAUGACUGUCUGAUACAUAACUAUAAACAAAAAAAAAAUUGCAUCAUGUACAAUUAAUAUAGGAUUUAAUCAAUAGAUUAUAUAACAAUGGAGAUUGUUAUUUUUGAAAUGGUGUCUAUAUUAAUAUUAAUACAUUAUAGUUAUAUUUUUUAUUACAUAUAAGAAUAUUUAUUUUUGAUUUCUAUUCAAAUUACAAAUUUUACUUCUUAUUUAUUAUUUUCUGGCAACUUUAAUCAUGUUUCAUAUUUUCCAUGUAGAAAAUGAUUAACAUACAUUUAUAAAUAAAAUACAAUAUGUAGCAUAUAGAAAUAUUAUGUGAUAUAGUGUAAGAAAAAAAACACACAACACAUUUUUACAGAAUCUUUAUAAAAAAAUGUGUGUGUAUCUGUGUGAGACUGUAUUCUAAUAUAAUUAAUUAUAUAAAUUAAAAUUAA
Molecule: messenger RNA, 1448 nt
Organism: Apis mellifera (honey bee)
Lineage: Eukaryota; Metazoa; Arthropoda; Insecta; Hymenoptera; Apidae
Gene: EloC
Product: elongin-C
Exons: 5
Coding region: 185-622 (145 amino acids)
Biological process (GO): ubiquitin-dependent protein catabolic process
Cellular component (GO): elongin complex
Molecular function (GO): protein-macromolecule adaptor activity
Source: RefSeq, a predicted model, not a curated record